GCAGCCACAAGUUGCGUGGCCCCAACCCUCAAUCUUGGUUUCCCAUCUUGCUGUUCAACUUCUCCAUCUCAUAUCUCAUCCACCAUUGCACCUACCAUUUGCCCACCAAAUAUCCUCCACCACAAUCAUCGACUCUCCGCCCUUGCCCGAGAUUCCUCCCACAGCGCAAUCCCUCUCAUCUCCCCAAAACCUCCCUCCCUUCUCACUCGCGUCCUGCUCCAGUAUUACAUCUUAUUCGUUAUCCGGAGUAUGUCAAUUUGACACAACCAACAACUCUAUCGCUGCGACAUCAAGCCAGGAUGCCUCAAAGUGCGUCGCACCGGCCAUCAGAUCCUCCUCCUCGCUCCACCAAGUCUCGGUCAGCAUUUCCAGAGGCUCUUUCGCUCUCCCCCCCGUAUCCCUACAUCGGUCUGUCACUUGAUACAGAGGAGCGUGUCUGAAUUCUACUCCGUCGCCGUGUCAGCCCAUCGCCGUUCCAUCUUCCAACGGACAAUAUGGACGGCAUGCAAGGCUUCUACGGCCAGCAAGGCUACCAAGGCAUGGAUCUUCAAGACAUGAGCGCAUUUCAGCAAGAUGGGAUGAUCAAUACGAUAGAUCCUGGUGAUAUGACCGCCAAUGUCAUGGGCCAACCACAGACACUACACCAGAUCAUCAGCCAGAAUAAUGAACAACUCAUGCGUAGCCGGAAUUCAGCCCAGGCGCAGCCUCAUUAUCGACACCAUAAUAAUGAACCAAAUCGCAGGGCCUCCAUCUCAGAGUUCACCUCAACCAUGGACAGCGGUCUGGCUGACUUUCAAUUCGACCCGAACCCAAUAGACACCGGCCCGACCAUGCUGCCGAUGGCACAAAGAAGUCUCGAUCCGCGCAGGGUUCGCUCGCGCGACGAUUUGUCACUCGACGUUCAGUUUUCCCAGAUGAAUGCCAAUUUCGCCGACUUGACGGGCAUGCCAUAUUCCGCGGGCAUAGAACCGUCAUCCACAUUUGUCCCGCACAGUGGCUACAGCAUGAGCCAUGACAUGGAUUCCGGCGUACUUCCCUUGAAACCGACGACCAUGGCGCUCGACUCCACAAUGCUUGCUCCUGGCUAUUCCCAGUCUCCUACCUCUCAUUCGUACCCGAUGGCUUUUGGACCGACCAACUCCGAUCAAGCUGUCCACGCCAUGGGCCCAUCAAUGUUGCCCAACCAAAUGAGCAACAUGAAUCCCAUCCAACGCGUAUCUACCAUGCCGAACAUGCCGAAUAUACCUCAAGCCUUCACGCCGUCCUCGAAUUCGAACCGGUCAAUUCCUUCGGCUCUCACUGGCCGUGUCGUCGAGUCUACAACCCCAUCGCAAGCCGACACACCUUCAAACCUAAAGGUCCCCUCGCGGAGGCAAUCCAUGAGCUCUGCAUCCCCUAUACAUCCGAACAGCCUCAGCAAUGUACAAACUUCUCAUUCCGUACUUCCCGCCAAUUCGUCACAAUUUUUCAACCCCAUAAUCCCACCAUCUAGAUAUGCCAACGCGUAUUCGUCUAGCGGUUUUGAUAUGCUGGGCGUUCUUAUGCGCGUUGCGACUCGGAGGAGACCAGAAAUCAAUAUCGGACCUGUCGACUUAUCCUGUGCCUUUGUCGUUUGUGAUAUUGCGCAAUACGAUUUACCUAUUGUCUAUUGCUCAGAUAUGUUUGAGCGCCUCACCGGUUAUACGAAACACGAGAUCCUUGGUCGGAAUUGUCGAUUCUUGCAAGCACCCGACGGCAAGGUUCAGCCAGGGGUCAAACGCAAGUACGUUGAUGAUCGAUCAGUGCUAUACUUGAAGAACCAGAUCCAAAAACGAGCCGAAGCUCAAUUGAGUCUCAUCAACUAUCGGAAAGGUGGUCAGCCCUUUAUGAACCUUCUCACCAUGAUCCCAAUCACCUUUGAUUCAGAUGAUUACAAAUUUUACGUCGGUUUUCAGGUUGAUCUGGUGGAGCAGCCAAGCUCGGUAGCUGGUAGAAAUCCCGAUGGAAGUUAUUCCAUUAACUACAAUCGAAGCGCGCUCCCAGCAUAUGCCCUUCCACCUCCUGUGGAGCCUAAAGACAUCCAGGAGAUGGGUCAGACUAUUCCCCGGGAUGAGGUAUCCCAAGUCCUUGGCACCCUCGGCCGUGGGGAGUCAGAUUCCUCCAAAAGGCUAUGGGACAAGAUAUUGUUGGAAAAUGCGGACGAUGUUGUCCACGUUCUUUCUUUGAAAGGCCUCUUCCUCUACCUGUCUCCAGCCUGCAAAAAGGUGCUCGAGUAUGACGCUGGCGAGCUCGUCGGUAUGGCAUUGUCGUCGGUUUGCCAUCCCAGCGAUAUUGUGCCUGUCACUCGAGAGUUGAAAGACUCUUCCACAGGGGCCUUGGUCAACGUUGUUUAUAGGAUCCGCAGGAAGAAUAGUGGGUACACAUGGUUUGAAGCCCAUGGCAGUCUUCACACCGAACAAGGAAAGGGGCGCAAAUGCCUAAUUCUCGUCGGGCGUGAGCGGCCUGUUUACGCACUCUAUCGAUCCGAAUUGGGCAUUGAAGGCAGUGCAGGCGAGAGCGAGAUGUGGUCGAAAAUCUCGACCUCUGGAAUGUUCCUCUACAUUUCCUCCACCUCACGAGUCAUGCUGGAUCGUCUGCCGGAGGACUUGGUUGGAACUAGCAUGCAGGCUUUGAUGAGGCCGGAAUCAAGACAAGACUUUUCGCAAUUACUCGAGUUGGCGCGUUCUGGACAAAAGGGCACGUGUCGACACGAUUUGCAGAAUCGCCGUGGCCAAGUGUUGCAUGCUCAAACGACGUUGUACCCUGGAGAUGCAAGGCCCGGAAACAAGCCCACAUUCUUACUUGCGCAAACGCGUUUGGUCAAGAUGACGCGAGCAAUACUCUUGAGUCAAAAAUCCGGGGUAGGAAGUGCAUCGCCGCGCACUGAUCAGGCAUCGGUUGGAUCUGCUACACCAGCAACUCAAACUUCGAGACCAGGUUCGGUCAACAUGAAAUCUGGCUCUACCACAACCACCAUGCCAUCUGGACAGCCAAUCGAAACCAAGACCGCUGUAACCAACCCUGGAAGCCAGGGCCUGGUAUUGGGCAACCAAGACGAGGCUCUGGCAUCGGAAGACAACAUCUUUGAUGAGCUCAAGACGACACGAAGUACCAGUUGGCAAUUUGAAUUGAGACAGAUGGAAAAGCAAAAUCGCAUGCUCGCGGAAGAGCUUCAAGCUCUACUCAGCCGCAAGAAGAAACGCAAACGGAGAAAGGGCCUGGGCCAACUGGAAAAAGACUGUGCGAAUUGCCACACUCGGGUGACCCCGGAGUGGAGGCGUGGACCGAGUGGAAAUCGGGACUUGUGUAAUAGCUGUGGGCUUCGUUGGGCCAAACAGAAUGGCCGUGUUUCACCUCGAAGAUCAUCGGUACCUAGCGACCGGGGCUCGACAUCUCCGGCGUACGUCACGACCACUCAAGAAGAACGGCAAACAAGCACCCAGGCUCCGGCAACGUUAAACUCGACCGGCACCAUAGCGCCGUCGAUGCUCCAACGCCAAAGUACGGAGAGCAAUGAUUCGUGGCGUGGGAACUUGCCGCCGAAAAUCGAGGAAGGCGAUGAGCCACCGCAUGUCAGCAAUCUACCGACUUAGCGUGGUUACGGCAGUCUGAGCAUAGGAAAGUAAUUAUCGAGCUAAUAGGAUGACAGACACGGCAAGCCUCAUUGAAGUUUGGAUCCAAUUCGAGGACAUUGAGCAUCGAGAUUGCGGCAGGUCAUCAAGAUGUUUGCAAAGGCCGGACAAUCUCUUUCAUGAGUUCAUCUGGGUCAAGUUACGGAGACGAUGGCGAAUAUGGGGCAACUCUGGGGGUUUUGUCAGGUUGCUCACCGUGACCUUGAUAAGGAUGAUGAGGAUUUGGGGAAAUAGAGGAGGAACUUGCAUUGGCUUGCCGACUGGACGGGGAUUGAGACAUAUGAAACAAAUGCAUUGGGACACUUACGCCGACACGAUUAGAUUGCAUAUUGGGAGGCAGGGAAGGUCACCCUUGAGCGAUAUGAAGCAUGAGCGAUGGUGAAGUGGAUAGAAGGAGAGAAACAUCAAGAAGAACCGGGCUGGAACGUUCUGUAAGUCACAUACAUACAAUGACGGGAAGGGAAAUAGGUUUAUGCUAUAGUAUACCCAUUAAAGGAUCGUGGCAGUAAUCGUAGAGAUGGCCUGUGACAGUGCU
This is a messenger RNA of Exophiala mesophila, 4185 nucleotides long. RefSeq lists its product as uncharacterized. The record is from RefSeq and is a predicted model, not a curated record. Gene Ontology annotation, molecular function: sequence-specific DNA binding; protein binding; zinc ion binding. Gene Ontology annotation, biological process: regulation of DNA-templated transcription. The transcript has 5 exons. NCBI's taxonomy places the organism in Eukaryota, Fungi, Ascomycota, Eurotiomycetes, Chaetothyriales, Herpotrichiellaceae. The coding region runs from base 495 to 3611 and encodes 1038 amino acids. Gene Ontology annotation, cellular component: nucleus.